CUAGUAAUAUUAAAAAAAGUCAAUUAAGCUUUAUUUUAAUUUUUAUGAACAAAAUUAGUCCAGAAAUAAUACCUAAGAAUUCUGAUUCAAAAAAGAUUUUGUUUUUAAUUAUUAUUAAUUACAUUUAUGAACUAAGAAAACUUUCUCGAAGGAUCAUAAACCAUAUUUAUAUAUAGUUUUUAGUUAAAAAUGAAACGUUUGUUUGGCCAAUCAUUCUUAUUUAAUUAUCAAUGGGUGAAAAAUCGUAAAAAGAGUUCACUUCUAAAUAGUAAAGUUACUAAUGAUUUAUUAACAGAUAUGUCAGUCGAUACUCAAUUCAAAAUAUUAGAAAAUAUUAUAACACCCUUAUGUUCAAUGCCUUAUCAGAAUCAGUUGCUACAAAAACAAGCUUGGGCUUAUAAAAUAUCAAAAGAAUUACGUGCUAAAUUACACAAUGCAAAGUCACCCAUAGUAUUACCAAAAGUGUAUUCAAUUUCACCAUCACCACAAAUAGAUAAAUAUAGAAAUAAAGAUGAAUAUAACUUUCGUCCAGGUAUAGAUGGAAAUCCUAAAACUCUAGGAUUUUUUGUUGGAAGUCCAGCUAAAGAGAAUAUUUAUUGUGUUUCACCUAAAAAUUUAAUUAAUAUGAAGGAAUCUCAUUUAAAUAUUGCUCAAAAUUUUCAAGAGUAUGUAAGGCAAUCUGCUUUACCCGUAAGUUAUGAUCAUUUAGAUGGUGGUUUUUGGAGAGGAAUUGUAGUACGAAGUAAUUUAGAAGGAGAUAUCAUGUGUAUUGUAGUAGCAAAUCCUAGAGGAUACUCAAAUCAAGUUAUGUUAGAUGAACAACAUAAACUUGUUUCACAUUUUAAAAAAAAAAGUUUUGAUAUAAAAUCACUGUAUUAUCAUCCUAGUUUACAUACCAGAAGUUCCAAAGACUCUACAUUUAUCCUUAUUGAUGGAGAAAAAUAUAUUUAUGAAAAUAUAUGCGGUUAUAAAUUCAGAAUUUCUCCCGAUUCUUUUUUUCAAAUAAACACAUUGGGUGCUGAAGUAUUGUAUGAUGAACUCUUUAAAUUAUUAAAGCCAUCUAAAGUGUCAACAUUACUUGAUUUAUGUUCUGGAACUGGCACUGUUAGUAUUAUUGGUAAUAAAUAUGUACAGUCAUGUUUAGGCAUUGAAGUUGUUAGUCAAGCCAUUGAUGAUGCUAAAGAAAAUGCAAGAAUUAAUGGUGUUACUAAUUGUGAUUUUAUUAAUGGAAAAAUUGAAACUGUGAUGAGUAAUGUUUUAAAAGAACUUACUAUGACAAGUGAUUUAUGCACAGUUUUAAAUCCUGGCCGUGCGGGAGUUCAUCCAAGAGUAAUUACUGCUAUAAGAAAAAAUAAGUUAAUUAAUAAUAUUGUAUAUGUAUCAUGCAAAGCUAAUAGUCCAGCUACUAUGAAAAAUCUUGUUGAAUUAGCACUAAAAAACAAAAAAACUACUCCAUUUACUUUGGAAUCAAUUAAGCCUAUCGAUAUGUUUCCACAUACAAACCACUGUGAAUUAAUGUUUUUUUAUAGAAGAUAAAAAAUUUAAUUAUAUAUAUAUAUAUAUUGGAGGAUCAA
Molecule: messenger RNA, 1574 nt
Organism: Daktulosphaira vitifoliae (grape phylloxera)
Lineage: Eukaryota; Metazoa; Arthropoda; Insecta; Hemiptera; Phylloxeridae
Product: tRNA (uracil-5-)-methyltransferase homolog B-like
Exons: 8
Coding region: 190-1536 (448 amino acids)
Biological process (GO): RNA processing
Molecular function (GO): RNA methyltransferase activity
Source: RefSeq, a predicted model, not a curated record